Messenger RNA from Cercopithifilaria johnstoni, 930 nucleotides. The record is from the annotation of a GenBank genome assembly. NCBI's taxonomy places the organism in Eukaryota, Metazoa, Nematoda, Chromadorea, Rhabditida, Onchocercidae.
AUGUAUCCAUUGUAUUAUUUGGUAUUGCUUAUUUUGCCGUUGUACAUCACACAAGUAACGGUAUCAAAUGAAGGCGAUGAGGCAAUACAAGCAGCAGUGAGAAAUGACGACGAAAUAAGGACUGUGGCUGAUGACGGGAAAGCAAACGAAAAACGGUACAAAUGUAAAGUGUGCGGUAAGCAAUUCGGAUAUUCAAGCACUCUGAAACGCCAUAAAAUGAUACAUACCGAUGAAAAAAAUUACAUAUGUAAGGUGUGCAAUAGACCGUUCAAAUGGUUCUGCCAUCUGGAGAAACAUAAAUUGACACACAGAAAGGAACGUCCAUUCAAAUGUCACGUGUGCAAUAAAACAUUCAAAGAUUUCCGCGCUCUGAAGACACAUCAUUUGACGCACGGAAGCGAACGACCAUUCAAAUGUGCUGUGUGCGAUAAAGCUUUCAAACAGCACCGCUAUCUGAAAGAACAUAUGAAGAUACAUAUGGACCGAAACACGUCGGAAUGUAAUGUAUGUAAAAAAGAAUUCAAACAGCGCCGCAGUCUGAAAGAACAUAUGAAGUUACAUACGGGCAUUGAAAAGAUAUUGAAAUGCAAUGUAUGCGGUAAUGUAUUACAAUGCUGUUCAAUUCCGUUGAGACACAAAUUGGUGCACGGAAACGUACGACCACUCAAAUGUCACGUGUGCAAUAAAACAUUCGAAGUAUCCCAGAAUCUGAAGAUGCACAUAUUGACGCAUGGAAACGUGCGGCCAUUCGAAUGUAAAGUAUGUAGUAGGAAUUUCACUCAAAAAGACAUCAUACAACCAUUAUUCGCAUUUCCGAGGAGUGUUAAACCACAAUUAAUGUUCCAGAUAGGUUCCAAGCCUGCAUUACAACUACGCAAACUUUCCGUUAUUCGACAACAACCAUUUCAGAGCGAUUUCAUUGGUGUAUAA